Acanthosepion pharaonis is the source of this 3342-nucleotide messenger RNA. Lineage: Eukaryota; Metazoa; Mollusca; Cephalopoda; Sepiida; Sepiidae. The record is from the annotation of a GenBank genome assembly.
AUGUCUUUUAUUCAUAUCUAUCUAUCUAAACAUUUUUUAAAUCUAUCUAUCUAUCUAUCUAUCUAUCUUUUAUUUCUUUCUUUUCAUAUCUAUCUAUCUAAACAUUUUUUAAUUCUAUCUUUCUAUCUAUCAUAUCUAUCUAUCUAUCUUUGUAAUCAUCUUUUAUUCAUAUCUAUCUAUCUAAACAUUUUUAAUUCUUUUCAUAUCUAUCUAUCUAUCUAUCUUUUAUGUCUUUUUAUUCAUAUCUAUCUAUCUAAACAUUUUUUUAUUCCUAUCUAUCUAUCUAUCUAUCUAUCUAUCUUUCUAUCUUUUUUAUUCAUAUCUAUCUAUUUUCAUCUUUAUCUAUCUAUCUAUCUAUCUAUCUUUUAUUUUAUCUAUCUAUCUUUUAAACAUAUCUAUCUAUCUAAACUUUUUUUAAUCUAUUUUUUUUUCAUAUCUAUCUAUCUAAACAUUUUUCUAUCUAUUUAUCUAUCUAUCUAUCUUUGUAAGUAUAUCUUUAUUCAUAUCUAUCUAUCUAAACAUUUUUAUAUCUAUCUAUCUAUCUAUCUAUCUAUCUUUUUUAAGUAUUAUGUCUUUUUAUUCAUAUCUAUCUAUCUAAACAUUUUUAAUUCCUAUCUAUCUAUCUAUCUAUCUAUCUAUCUUUUAUGUCUUUUAUUCAUAUCUAUCUAUCUAAACAUUUUUUUAUUCAUAUCUAUCUAUCUAUCUAUCUAUCUUUUAUAUCUUUUUAUUCAUAUCUAUCUAUCUAAACAUUUUUUAAUUCCUAUCUAUCUAUCUAUCUAUCUAUCUAUCUUUGUAAGUAUGUUUUUUAUUCAUAUCUAUCUAUCUAAACAUUUUUUAAUUCCUAUCUAUCUAUCUAUCUAUCUAUCUAUCUUUUUUAAAUUAUGUCUUUUAUUCAUAUCUAUCUAUCUAAACAUUUUUAAUUCCUAUCUAUCUAUCUAUCUAUCUAUCUAUCUAUCUAUCUCUUUUAAGUAUGUCUUUUAUUUUCUCUAUCUAAACAUUUUUCAUUCCUAUUAUCUAUCUAUCUAUCUAUCUUGUAAUAUUUGUCUUUUUAUUCAUAUCUAUCUAUCUAAACAUUUUUUAAUUCCUAUCUAUCUAUCUAUCUAUCUAUCUAUUUUCUAUCUAUCUAUCUAUCUAUCUUUUUAUUUCUUUAUCAUUUCUAUCUAUCUAAACAUUUUUUUAUUCAUAUCUAUCUAUCUAUCUAUCUAUCUAUCUAUCUCUUUUUAUUCAUAUCUAUUUCUAAAACAUUUUUUAAUCUUCCUAUCUAUCUAUCUAUCUAUCUAUCUAUCUAUCUUUUCUUUUAUUCAUAUCUAUCUAUCUAAACAUUUUUUUAUCCUAUCUAUCUAUCUAUCAUUUUUAUCUAUCUAUCUAUCUAUCUCUAUCUUUUUAAUAUGUCUUUUUAUUCAUCUAUCUAUCUAUUUUAAUUCCUAUCUAUCUAUCUAUCUAUCUAUCUUUGUAUACCUUUAUUUUAUUCAUAUCUAUCUCAUUUUAUUCUAUCUAUCUAUCUAUCUUUAUUCCUAUUCAUCUAUCUAUCUAUCUAUCUAUCUUUUAUGUCUUUUUAUUCAUAUCUAUCUAUCUAAACAUUUUUUAAUUCCUAUCUAUCUAUCUAUCUAUCUAUCUAUCUAUCUAUCUCUUUUCAUACCUAUUUUUAGUAUUUUCUAUAUCAGUUUAUCUAUCUUUGAAAGUCUAUUUUUAUUCAUAUCUAUCUAUCUAUCAAUCUAUAUCUAUCUAUCUAUCUUCUAUCUAUCUAUUUUAGUAUUUUUUAUUCAUUUCUAUCUAUCUAAACAUUUUUUAUUCAUAUCUAUCUAUCUAUCUAUCUAUCUAUCUAUCUAUGUCUUUUUAUUACCUAUUUUAAACAUUUUUUAUAUCAGUCUAUCUAUCUAUCUAUCUAUCUUUAUUCAUAUCUAUUUAUCUAUCAUCUAUCUAUCUAAACAUUUUUUAUUCCUAUCUAUUUUAGUAUUUUCUAUCACUAUCUAUCUAAACAUUUUUAAUUCCUUCUAUCUAUCUAUCUAUCUAUCUAUCUAUCUAUCUCAAUCUAUCUCUUUUUAUUCAUAUUUAUCUAUCUCUAAACAUAUUUAUCUUCCUAUCUAUCUAUCUCUUUUCUAUCUAUAUUUUAGUAUUUUUUUAUUCAUAUUAUAUCUAAACAUUUUUAUUAAUAUCUAUCUAUCUAUCUAUCUAUCUAUCUUUGUAAGUAUGUCUUUUAUUUUUUCAUCAUAUCUAAACAUUUUUUAUUCUAUCUCAAUUAUCUAUCUAUCUAUCUAUCUCUUUUCUAUCUUUUUAACUAUCUUUAUUCAUAUCUAUCUAUCUAAACAAUUUAUCUAUCUAUCUCUAUCUAUCUAUUUUUUAGUAUUUUCAUUUAUUCAUAUCUAUCUAUCUAAACAUUUUUAUUCAUAUCUAUCUAUCUAUCAAUCUAUCUAUCUAUCUAUCUCUUUUCAUACCUAUUUUUACUAUCUUUAUUCAUAUCUAUCUAUCUAUCAAUCUAUCUAUCUAUCUCUUUUCAUCUAUAUUUUAGUAUUUUCAUUCAGUUUAGCUAUCUAUCUAAACUAUUUUUAUUCAUCUAUCUAUCUAUCUAUCUAUCUAUCUAUCUAUCUCUUUUCAUACCUAUUUUAUUUAGCUAUCUAUCUAAACAUUUUUAUUCAUUCUAUCUAUCUAUCUAUCUAUCUAUCUAUCUUUUUCAUACCUAUUUUAGUAUUUUUUUUCAUAUCAGUUUAUCUAUCUAUGAAAAGCUAUCUUUAUUCAUAUCUAUCUAUCUAUCUAUCUAUCUAUCUAUCUAUCUAUUUUCAUAUCUAUUUUACUAUCUUUAUUCUAUCUAUCUAUCUAUCAAUCUUUCUAUCUAUCUAUCUAUUUUCUAUCUAUCUAUUUUACUAUCUAUCUAUCUAUCUAUCUUUAUUUAUUCAUCUAUCUAUCUUUUUCAUAAUUCUUAUAUCAAUCUAUCUAUCUAUCAUUUUCAUAUCCUAUUUUUCUAUCUAUCUAUUUUUUUAUAUAUCAUCUUUAUCUAUUAUUUUUUUCCUUCUAUCUAUCUAUCUAUCUAUCUAUCUUUGUAAGUUUAUUCUUAUUAAUAUCUAUCUAUCUAUCAAUCUAUCUAUCUAUCUAUUUUCAUACCUAUUUUACUAUAUCUAUCUUUAUUCAUAUCCAUCUAUCUAUCUAUCUAUCUAUCUAUCUCAUAUCUAUUUUAGUCUUUUCAUAUCAGUUUAUCUAGCUAUCUAUCUAUCUCUAUCUAUCAAUCUAUUCCUUCUAUCUAUUUUUUCAUACCUAUUUUUAUUUUCAUAUCACUUUUCUAUCUUUAUUCAUAUCUAUCUAUCUAUCAAUCUAUCUAUCUAUCUAUCUCUUUCAUACCUAUUUUAG